Aspergillus ibericus CBS 121593 is the source of this 1400-nucleotide messenger RNA. RefSeq names its product sialidase family protein. The transcript has a single exon. Lineage: Eukaryota; Fungi; Ascomycota; Eurotiomycetes; Eurotiales; Aspergillaceae. Bases 40 to 1158 code for a protein of 372 amino acids. The record is from RefSeq and is a predicted model, not a curated record.
UCUCUCCUCACCACAACAGCAGCAGCAGCAGCAGCAACCAUGCCCGGACACUUUGGUCAGAAGAUUCUCAACACCUUCGGCAUCGACCAUCACGGUCACGGCCAAGGUCAUCCUUACCAACAACCGCCCCCACCAGGGGACAACCGGCUCGCCGGCAACCGCAUCAUCCACAACGACGAGCGUCUCCUCUCCAACCACCCCGCGGGCACCUACCCCCGUCUGGCCCGUCUCAGCGACGGCCGGAUUCUCGCCUCGUUUACACGCUUCUACGGUGGCGGUGAACGCGCCCUUCUCGUCUCCAUUAGCACCGACAACGGCCACACCUUUACCGACCAUGGCGAAGUGACUCGCGGCCACGGCGACGUCGACAACAUGUUCCUCUUAGAAGUCGGGCCGGGCGUCGUCCUGGCCGCCUUCCGGAACCACGACAUUGGCCCCGACGGGCCCACGCACUUCCGCAUCACGGUCUGCCGCUCCUACGACUCCGGACACACCUGGUCGUUCGCCUCGCAGGCGGCCGAGAAACCCGCCCCCUUGGGCAUCUGGGAACCGUUUAUGCGACUGGGUCGCCGACCGGGCGAGAUCCAACUCACGUACUCAGAAGAGUUCGCCCACAACAACCAAUGCACGAUGCUCGUCCGGUCCUACGAUCAAGGAUCGACCUGGACGCCGCCACAAUGUCUGCACGGGGCGGAAGAUCCCCGUCGCGACGGGAUGAACGGGAUCGCGCGCACCUGGGAUAACGGACGGGAGGUAUUAGCGAUGGUAUUUGAGACCACCAGUUACGGGACAUUUGACGUGGAGAUGUUGCUCAGUUAUGAUGACGGGGAGACGUGGGGAUGGCGCCAGCAGGUGUAUGUCCCCCCGCCGGGCCAUAAUGCGGGGGCGCCGCAGAUUGCGAGUCUCGGGGAUGGAUCGUUGGCGGUGAUUUUCAUGACGGAUGAGGAUUGUGAUGAGGUGUGUUGGACACAGAAUGCGUGUGUCAAGGUGGUGUUUGCGGGGCCGCCCAAUGAGGGCCGGGUGAUGUGGACCAGGCCGACCAUGGUUUGUGGCGAGUCGAGUCAUUGGCCGGGCAUUUUUACCCUCGAUGAGAGGCGGUUGUUGGCGUUGUAUGAGUGUGGAGGUCCGAAAGCGAAAACGAUUGCGUUGGAGAUGUAAUUCUGAUGUGGAUCUGCUUGGACUAGACGUCGUGCAAUGGGUCUGAUUAUAUGAAUGAUCGAAUUUAGGCUUGAUGAUCAUAUUAGGGAUAUGAUAGAUAAGAUCGGAAGCUCCCUCCCGCCGGGCCGGACGACAUCCGAGCGCGGGUUCGGAUCGGGGGGGUGCCGCGCGACACCCAUUGGCCACACCCUCAGAAGCAAUAUGAACUAUCUAUACCUUGCAGCCUCAAACCUCUAAAUGAU